GAAAGGAACUGUGCAUCAGUGUUUUUACGACAUCUUCGACGAAUUCAACCGCCUGUGCUUUCUGAUGAUAUUUUGGUACGCUAUCCUUAGACUUAGACUACUAUCAAUAACUAUUUGUUUUUGUGUUUUUUUAAUUUAAAUAGUUUGGAAUAAUAUACAAAUAAAAAUUAGCAUAAUUUGGACAAAACGUUUGUUAUGAACUUACGUGUGUUUGUAAAUAUAUAUAUAUAUAACAUAUAUAUUAUAUAGGCCUAUUAAAUAAUUUAAAUGUAUUUAUUUCUAACUGUAACUCACUUUUGUAUCAACAAACAACUUUGUUUUUGAAAUAAUACAUAUGUAUCAUUAUUUUCCAUUACUAUUUUUGGAACUGUCACAAUAAAGUUAUUGUUAAAAGCAUGUUUUUACUUUUAUAUAUACCGGUAUAACAGUGUUAAUAUAUCUGUUGUAUUCAGCUUCAUUUGAAAAAGGUUUAAACUGUUUUUCUUCUUCAUUCAUUGUCUAGGCAAACAUUGACAAAAAGCUAAAUCUUAACUACCUUGGUACUGGCAAUGAUGAGAUUCUUGAUGCAUUGAAGUUUAAAUCCAAUUGGUUUGAAAUAAUCAUCGAAGUUUUAUCAAAUCCCAAAUUAUGUGAACAAGAUUUAGCAGAUGAUCUGAUGCGUCUGAAAGGUCUUUUAUAAAUUUUGUCAUUGUAUUGUAUGAAAAAACAAAACAUUCUUUUAUCAUUUCAAAAUAUAAAAGACUAUUGAAAUCAUGUUUUUAAUUCCACUGCCUUUUACUAAAAUGUGCUCUAAUAACUUGAUUAUACAAGGCUUUUUGUUUCCCAAACUACCUUUAGAACACGUUUCAGUGUUUUUUCCUAAAAUUUCCUAAAUUAACUUAAAAUGACACAUUUUUUUUGUUUAUUUGAACAAUCCCUUGUUACAAUUUCUGAAAAACAAUUACUUUUAAAUAUUUUGUAACUGAUUUGAAACUAGAAUUUAAGAACUAUAAAUUAUAAAGAAUGCAAACCUCAAUCGAAGAUUAAAUGUUUUUAUCUAAACAUGGACAUAUCCGACUUUUGCUUACAAUCAUAAUAGUAUCUACUUAUCUAUUACUAAGGCUAAGCAGAAAUUUGUUAACCACACUACAAUUCUUAGAACAUUCAUUUAAAGACUAUACAAUUUAAGUACUAAUUAAGUACUAAUUGCACAGGUUUUCAAUGUUAAUUUCAAUAAAUUAUUUAAGUGUAUAUUUUAUUAAUUUCGUUCUGAUCAAUCCCCGGGAAAUGAAAAUCAUAGUCAGGAAACUUUGGUCAAUUUUAAAAAAAUCACCUGUUGAGAUUUUUUGUUUUGUUUUUACAUAUAUGUUUUUUUCUGCUGUGUGGGGUGUUGACUAAGCAGAAAUUUAAAAUAAAGUUUCCAUAUUAUGUAAAAGUCUCUAAGGUAAGAUGGAUGUUAGUUUUAUGUAUUUAUUCAUACUGUAAAAAUUUAAUCUGCACACCAGUUUAAGAAAUUGGAUGGAAUUGAACAUAACGACAACACUACUAGUACUAAUUUUAAUUAAAAUUAAACAAACAAAGAAAAACAAAACCUAUAUGCAUUUGAAUUUGAUGUCAUGUGUCGUCGUACCCCACCCCACUUUCCUCCAAAAAUUCAAAUGGCAAUAAAAUUGAUGCUGAUGUUGACUCUCAAUGUGAAAUAAUAUCAAGGAUUUGAUGUAUUUGAAUCGAGUGUACGGACAAAGCUAACUGCUGAAAAUGAUAUGCUUUGGGUUUUUUUUUAAUCAGAGGUAAAUGUAGACUUUUUGCUUUGAAAGUAGUUGACACUAUAAGAUAGUGUUUUAAGAAAGGUGAUUUUAGAGAGAAACGUUUGUUUCUUUAGUUUUGAAACAUAAAAUUACAUGGUAGAAUUUUAAAAUUUUGAAGGAACAUCCUGGUUAGCAAGACGUUUGAAUAUUUGUUUUCUGAAGAGAGAAAAUGGGGAUUCUUCGUAAUGAGCACAUCCAUCCAAAUGCAUAAUCAAUACUAGACCUAUUCAGGAAUUGUAAAGUAGUAAUAUGCUACUAGGAUCCAAGUAUUUGAUUAAAUCUACAGAUUUAGAAAAGUUUAUUCUUAAAUCAUAUGGAUAAAAAUGCAAAGGUCUAAGUUUUAUCUAUAGUUAGACCCAUAAAUUUGUUAGGUUUAACCUGCUCUGUACUGGAGCUAUUGAUGUUUAUUGAUAAGGAGCCAUUGUUUGAGCUCUUUUAUUGUGUUGUGCUUGGCAAGUCUGGAUGAAAUCCAUAAUCAUUUGAUUACAUAAUUGAUCAGAGCCAGUACCAACAUAAUAUAAAGUGGUAUUGUCUGUAAACCAUUCAAAUCUACCAUGAUUUAUUGUAAGAGUUUGAUCAUUUAUUUACACAAAAAGAAAAAGUGGAUCCCAAAAUUAAUUAAUUUAUUUUUAAAUUUAAUAAAGUCUUGAAACCAAUUUUUAGAUUUUUAAAAUCCUAAGUGAUUCAAUUUCAUUUUUGUGACAGGCAAAUUGGAUGCAGAACUUGAAAUAGAAAAUACGAAUGUAAGUUAUAGUUAAAUGGGGGGGGUUUUUGAUUUUUUUUUUUUUUUUUGCUAUCAAAUUACUUCAAAUUUUUAACUUUUCAUGCAAAACAUAUUUAUCAUGUCUGGUUUUUUUUCUAUCACCAAAAAUGAGAACACUUUCUAAAUUUUUAAGAUGUUAUUAAUUUAUCCAAACGUUUAAUCUAGAUAGAUAAGUCAUGCAGCUUAACUUGAUAAUAUAUCCAAUCAUCCCUGUGGUGCUACAUGUAGGGCUCCGGCCUGCCUCACCAUGUCCUUCCACUCAGACCUAUCUCAUGCUUUUUCUUUUCCAUCCUUUAGCACUCUAAACAAAGAACCAUUUUUUUUUAAUGUUUUCUUCCCUUCCUUAGUGUGCGUCAUCAUCUGAUUCUUUUGAAAUGCCGCAGUCUUCCAACAAUAUUCAGGGAGAAAGGAACAGAAAGAGGACAUUUCAUCAAGGCGCUGCACAGGAAAUGUCAGAAGAUAAUAUUCAAACAUGUGAAAAAUGUAAAACUGUAGUUAAGAAUAUACCUAGUGAUGUGGAGCCUGAUGACCGAGGUCGUUGCUUAACUGUGAGAGAUUCAUUCAGGAAAACAGUUCUGAACAUGGAACAUUUGAAAGAACGGAAAAAUAAAAAUUGUCACUAUUCUACAGGUUCAAACAGGUAA
Messenger RNA from Lymnaea stagnalis (great pond snail), 3194 nucleotides. Lineage: Eukaryota; Metazoa; Mollusca; Gastropoda; Lymnaeidae. The record is from the annotation of a GenBank genome assembly.